Molecule: messenger RNA, 714 nt
Organism: Ipomoea nil (Japanese morning glory)
Lineage: Eukaryota; Viridiplantae; Streptophyta; Magnoliopsida; Solanales; Convolvulaceae
Exons: 2
Coding region: 1-714 (237 amino acids)
Molecular function (GO): catalytic activity
Source: RefSeq, a predicted model, not a curated record
AUGACGUGUUACUAUGGUUAUUCGGACCGUAAUAGGCGUGCUGAAUCAUGGGAUUUGUUGAGAAUGUUGGCGGCAAAAUCGAAUCUCCCGUGGGUGGUGGUGGGGGAUUUUAAUGAUUUGCUAUACCAGUAUGAGAAGAGAUGGGGAAAUCCACAUCCGAAUAGCCUUCUUCGAGGUUUUGGGGAGACGAUUGAGGAUUGUGGAUUGGCCCAGUUGCCAAUGAUUGGAUACCCAUAUACCUGGGAGAAGGGGAAAGGGACUGCAAACUGGAUUGAGGAGAGACUUGAUAAGGUCCUAGUAACGAACGAGUGGCGCAAUAUAAUUCCCCAUGUAAAGGUUAUGAAUUUGAGAACCAGGAAGUCAGAUCAUUCAGCCAUUUUUUUCACAGUUCAGGAGGAGGUAGGGAGGGAUGGGGUUAGAAGAAGGGGUUUUAGGUUUGAGAUGGCAUGGUUAUAUGAUGAGGGAUGUAGGGGUGUGGUGGAGCAGGCGUGGCAGGAAGGGAGAGGGCAGGGUUUACAGGGUUGUGUUCAAUACUGUGGAAACCGGUUAACACGAUGGGGUGGGGAUCGGUUCCAUAAGUAUGGGAAACAGAUUGUGCAGCUGAAACGGGAUCAACAACGUUUGAGAGGAUGCACUGACUCGGCCUCUCUUGUCGAGUUUCAGCGAAUAGAGCAACUUCUGAGUCGCACUGAGGUCGACAAUGAUACGAUGUGA